This is a messenger RNA of Cucumis melo (muskmelon), 2411 nucleotides long. RefSeq names its product trifunctional UDP-glucose 4,6-dehydratase/UDP-4-keto-6-deoxy-D-glucose 3,5-epimerase/UDP-4-keto-L-rhamnose-reductase RHM2-like. The record is from RefSeq and is a predicted model, not a curated record. The transcript has 3 exons. NCBI's taxonomy places the organism in Eukaryota, Viridiplantae, Streptophyta, Magnoliopsida, Cucurbitales, Cucurbitaceae. Gene Ontology annotation, biological process: nucleotide-sugar metabolic process. Gene Ontology annotation, molecular function: dTDP-glucose 4,6-dehydratase activity. Bases 158 to 2161 code for a protein of 667 amino acids.
CGACCCUCAGCCUUUUUUAUCGCUCCAUUUUCCAUGUUUUCCCAUAACUUUCCAUCAAUUUUCUCCUUCUUCAACCUCCAUUAUUCACCCUCUAAGAUUCAAAGUUUGAAGGAAGUAAAAAAUUCCAAGGCUUUUUGUUAGUGGUGAUUAUCAACAAAUGGCAUCAGGAACUGAGCCGUAUGCUCCUAAGAACAUUCUAAUCACAGGGGCAGCAGGUUUCAUAGCCUCUCAUGUCACUAAUCGUUUGAUUAAAAACUAUCCUCAUUACAAGAUUGUGGCUCUUGACAAGCUAGAUUACUGCUCCAAUAUCAAGAACCUUGGCCCUUCUCAGACCUCUCCCAAUUUUCGAUUCAUUAAGGGUGAUAUCGUCUCUGCCGAUCUCAUCAAUUACCUUUUGGUUGCUGAAGAAAUCGAUACAAUUAUGCAUUUUGCUGCACAAACACAUGUCGACAAUUCGUUUGGGAAUUCGUUUGAGUUCACGAACAACAAUAUUUAUGGUACUCAUGUUCUUCUUGAGGCCUGCAAAGUUACUCAAAGGAUCAAGAGGUUCAUUCAUGUCAGCACUGACGAAGUUUAUGGUGAGACUGAUUUAGAGACUGAUAUUGGGAAUCCUGAGGCCUCACAGCUUCUUCCCACUAAUCCUUACUCUGCAACUAAGGCAGGGGCGGAAAUGCUGGUUAUGGCGUAUCAUCGGUCUUAUGGCCUCCCGACGAUAACCACUCGAGGCAAUAAUGUCUAUGGACCUAAUCAAUACCCUGAAAAGCUUAUCCCUAAAUUCAUUCUCCUGGCCAUGAAAGGUGAGAAGUUGCCAAUUCAUGGGAAUGGCUCAAAUGUGAGAAGCUAUCUAUACAGUGAAGAUGUUGCCGAGGCAUUUGAAGUGAUUCUUCAUAAAGGAGUGAUUGGUCAUGUUUACAAUAUUGGGACCAAAAAGGAGAGGAGAGUGUUGGAUGUAGCAGAAGAUGUUUGUAAGUUGUUUGGAUCAACUCCUGAAGAAGCCAUAGAUUUUGUGCAAGACAGACCCUUCAAUGAUCAGAGGUAUUUCUUGGAUGACCAAAAGUUGAAGAAGCUGGGAUGGCAAGAGAGCACACCAUGGGAAGAAGGGCUGAAAAGGACAAUGGACUGGUAUACUCAAAACCCCGACUGGUGGGGCGAUGUAUCCUCUGCUCUUGACCCACACCCUCGAAUCUCUGUAGCCACUCAUUCCAAUGAAGAUUCCUGGUUCUUUCAGUAUGGAUUCUCAAGACUGACAAGAACGUGCAGUGAGCUCAACAAAGACAGUGGUUCUCAGCGAAAGGAGCAAGGACUGAAGUUCUUGAUUUAUGGAAGAACUGGCUGGAUUGGAGGUUUGCUAGGCAAACUGUGCAAAGAGAAGGGAAUUGAAUUCGCAUAUGGUAGUGGAAGAUUGGAAGAUAGAAGAUCCUUAAUUGAGGAUAUAAAGCGGACGAGACCAACUCAUGUGUUCAAUGCUGCGGGGGUCACUGGAAGGCCCAAUGUGGACUGGUGUGAAUCACAUAAGAUUGAAACUGUAAGGGCGAAUGUAGUUGGGACACUGACUCUUGCUGAUGUUUGUAAAGAGCAAAAUCUCCUGUUGAUGAACUUUGCAACUGGUUGCAUUUUUGAAUAUGACAAUAAGCAUCAACUAGGAUCGGGUGUUGGAUUCAAGGAGGAAGAUAAGCCAAAUUUUAUAGGUUCAUUUUACUCCAAGACCAAGGCCAUGGUUGAGGAGCUGCUAAGAGAAUAUCCAAAUGUGUGCACACUGAGAGUGAGAAUGCCAAUAUCAUCAGAUCUAAGCAACCAGAGAAACUUCAUCACCAAAAUCAGCCGCUACAACAAAGUAGUGAACAUUCCGAACAGCAUGACGGUGCUGGACGAGUUGCUACCGAUCUCCAUUGAAAUGGCAAAGAGAGACUGCAGAGGGAUUUGGAACUUCACAAACCCAGGGGUGGUGAGCCACAAUGAGAUCUUGGAAAUGUAUAAGAAAUACAUAGAUCCGAAGUUCACAUGGGAGAAUUUCAACUUGGAAGAACAAGCAAAGGUGAUCGUGGCGCCGAGAAGCAACAAUGAGUUGGAUGCUUCAAAGCUAAAGAAGGAGUUCCCUGAAUUGUUGUCUAUCAAAGAGUCCAUUCUUAAGUAUGUUUUUGAGGCCAACAAGAAAACUUAAAAGAAGACAAAGAAGAAGAAGAAGAAGAGGAAGAUAAAAAGAAAUUUAAAUUGAGUGAGAUUGUUAUCUUUAUUUUUUUUCGUUGAAGAAAUUUUAUUAGAUAGUUUUUGGUUUGGCAUUUUGGUUCAUAUGACUAACUCUUUACUGACAUUAUAUUUAUGUAUUUGUUAGGGGAAGGGGAUUUUUUUUUAUAUACAUAUGAACUUCCAAAUUAUUUAUUCAAAUAAGAUUUAAGGUGUGGUUUUAUUUA